This is a messenger RNA of Prosopis cineraria, 5196 nucleotides long. Its product is annotated as ABC transporter C family member 14-like. Gene Ontology annotation, cellular component: plant-type vacuole; vacuolar membrane. Gene Ontology annotation, biological process: transmembrane transport. The record is from RefSeq and is a predicted model, not a curated record. Gene Ontology annotation, molecular function: ATP hydrolysis activity; ATP binding; ABC-type transporter activity. NCBI's taxonomy places the organism in Eukaryota, Viridiplantae, Streptophyta, Magnoliopsida, Fabales, Fabaceae.
UCCAGUACUGGUCCAUCCCCAUCCCGGUCCCGGUCCCGGUCCCUUGCCCUAUCAAAUUUCUCAUCUUCCUGACAAUCUCUGAACGAAUCACGAUCUCAGUUUCAGAGAUGACGAUAAUUUCACCCACAACAACAUCCACAAUCUUUCUCUCUUCCUUUCUAUGAUCGUUAUCUCCUUUUUAUCUUCAGAUUCGCUUUUCCUCAGCCUCAUAAUCAAGCUCUGCUUGAUGGGUUGUAAUUGCUGUCUUGUUUGUUUCAGCUCUAAAGCCACGCGCUCACAGCUCAAAAAACAAGGAGCGAUGAGGAUGUAAAAGAUAACGAAUAAAACAGUUGGCGUCGCAGAGAGUAGAAUUUCUUUUUUUCCUCUGGUAGCAUCAACAUGAAUUCGGAAACUUGGGUCACUUCUCUCUCAUGUUCAUCCCCUGUGAAACAAGCCCAAGGUGCUACUUUUCUCUCGACCCUGUCUCAGUGGCUAGAAUUUGUCUUCCUCUCUCCAUGUCCUCAGAGAGCUCUCUUGUCCGCCAUUGAUGUUGUCCUCAUCCUCGUCCUCUUCGUGCUUGCCGUGAAAAAGCUCUGUUCUAGGUUCACCUCUAAUGGCGGCGGCGAGCCAGCUUCUGAACUUGACAAGCCCCUUAUCAGACAUAACAGAGAUUCCAUCAGAACGACAACGUGGUUUAAGCUAACUCUUAUUGUGACGGUUGUUUUGACCGUACUAUACGCUGUUGCGAGUGUUCUGGUAUUUAUCAGAGACAACCGAGUUCCAUGGAAGCUAGUUGAUGGAUUAUUUUGGUUCGUUCAAGCUGUGACUCAUGCGGUUCUGGCAAUCUUAAUUAUUCAUGAAAAGAGGUUUCAAGCUGUUUCUCAUCCAAUUACACUUCGAAUCUUCUGGUUUGCAAACUUCAUUCUCACUUCUCUGUUGGUUGUUUCUGGGGUUAUACGUUUGGUUUCUGUGGAAGCAAUUGAAGGACGCUUCGACUUUAGGAAUGAUGAUACUGUCUGUUUCAUUUCCUUUCCUCCGUCACUUUUUCUCUUUCUUGUUGCCAUUAAAGGAUCUACUGGCAUCAGCUUCACGCAGGAAACCCAAUCGCUAAUUGAUGGGGAAACUGAUAUCACAAACGUGACUGGUUUUGCGUCAGCGUCUUUAGCAUCAAAGGCCUUUUGGCUAUGGAUAAAUCCAUUGUUGAGUAAAGGGUACAAGUCGCCUUUGAAGAUUGAUGAGGUCCCAACACUUUCCCCGGAUCAUAGAGCUGAAAGAAUGUCAGUAUUGUUUGAACAGAAAUGGCCUAAGCCACAAGAAAGGUCGAAGCAUCCUGUUCUAAUCACAUUGCUUCGAUGCUUCUGGAUGGAAGCAGCAUUCACUGCUUUCCUUGCGGUCGUUCGACUCAGCGUUAUGUUCAUAGGUCCAGUUCUUAUCCAAAGCUUCGUUGAUUUCACAGCUGGUAAGAGAAGCUCUGUAUAUGAAGGCUACUACCUCGUGUUGAUCCUCCUCGUUGCGAAAUUUAUAGAAGUUUUAGCUACUCAUCAUUUCAACUUCAACUCUCAGAAGCUAGGAAUGCUAAUCAGAUGCUCUCUCAUUACCUCAUUGUACAAGAAAGGGCUAAGGUUGUCUUGUUCCGCACGACAAGAUCAUGGUGUUGGAACUAUAGUGAAUUAUAUGGCUGUGGAUGCACAACAACUUUCUGAUAUGAUGUUGCAGCUUCAUGCUAUCUGGAUGAUGCCAUUUCAAGUUGGAAUUGCCUUAUUUCUGCUUUACAAAUACUUAGGUGCUGCAGUGGUCACAGCUUUAUUUGGGAUUGUGGGGGUUCUUGUGUUUAUCAUAUUUGGUACUCGAAGAAACAACCGUUUCCAGUUCAAUGUGAUGAGAAACCGCGAUUCGAGAAUGAAAGCUGUGAAUGAGAUGCUAAAUUACAUGCGAGUAAUCAAGUUUCAAGCAUGGGAAGAGCAUUUCAACAAGAGGAUUAUGGGUUUUCGUGAGUCAGAAUUUAGCUGGCUUUCUAAGUUCUUGUAUUCAAUUUCUGGGAAUAUUAUUGUGAUGUGGAGCACACCACUGUUGAUAUCAACUCUAACGUUUUGGACAGCAAUUUUGCUUGGUGUUCCACUUGAUGCAGGGACAGUUUUCACCACAACAACAAUCUUUAAAAUAUUGCAAGAACCCAUUAGGACGUUUCCACAAUCAAUGAUCUCUCUUUCACAAGCGACGAUAUCACUUGGGAGGUUGGAUAGGUACAUGAUGAGUAAGGAAUUAUCAGAUUAUUCUGUAGAGAGAGAGGAAGGGUGCGAUGGACAAACUGCUGUAGAGGUGAAAGAUGGCAUUUUUAACUGGGAGGAUGAUAGUAAGGGGGAUUAUGACUUGAAAAAUAUUGAUUUAAAUAUAAAAAAGGGUGAUCUUACAGCUAUUGUUGGGACUGUUGGCUCUGGAAAAUCUUCUCUCUUAGCAUCAAUUCUUGGUGAGAUGCACAAAGUUUCUGGGAAGAUCCGGGUUUGUGGCAGUACAGCAUAUGUAGCUCAAACAUCAUGGAUUCAAAAUGGGACAAUUCAGGAUAACAUCCUGUAUGGAUUACCAUUAGAUAGACAGAAGUACAAUGAAGUUGUGAGAAUCUGCUGCUUGGACAAGGAUUUGGAAAUGAUGGAGGAUGGGGAUCAGACAGAGAUUGGAGAGCGUGGUAUCAAUCUCAGUGGAGGACAGAAGCAGCGAAUCCAACUUGCUAGGGCUGUAUAUCAAGACUGUGAUAUCUAUCUUCUGGAUGAUGUUUUCAGUGCAGUUGAUGCUCAUACUGGCUCUGCAAUAUUCAAGGAAUGUGUUAGGGGAGCUCUGAAAGGAAAGACUAUUAUUCUUGUUACACACCAAGUAGACUUCUUGCAUAAUGUUGAUCUUAUACUGGUGAUGAGAGAUGGAAUGAUAGUUCAAUCAGGGAAGUAUAAUGAUCUCUUAAAUUCUGGAAUGGAUUUUGGAGAUUUGGUAGCAGCACAUGAAACUUCCAUGGAACUUGUAGAACAAGGCAAAGACAUGCCUGGUGAAAAUUCCCCUAGACCAUCCAAAUCUCCGAGAUCACUAAAGCCAACUUCUAGUUUUAGAGAAAGCAAUGGUGAUAGCGAUUCACUUGACCAACCCAAGGCUGGCAAGGAAAAUUCUAAACUCAUCAAAGAUGAAGAGAGGGAAACUGGCAAAGUGAGCUUGCAUAUCUAUAAGUUGUAUUGUACUGAGGCUUAUGGGUGGUGGGGCAUUAUAGGAGUAAUUCUCAUUUCUUUGUUAUGGCAAGCAUCCUUGAUGGCUGGUGAUUAUUGGCUGGCAUAUGAAACCUCAGAAGAGCAAGCUCGAAUCUUUAACCCGUCUCUGUUUAUUUCCAUCUACGCCAUUAUUGCUGCAGUUUCAGUUGUUUUGGUGGUCAUAAGAUCCUUUUCUGUUACCAUUUUGGGGCUUAAGACAGCACAAAUUUUCUUCUCUCAGAUUCUUAAUUGCAUCCUGCAUGCACCCAUGUCUUUCUUUGACACUACGCCUUCUGGAAGAAUUUUAAGUAGGGCAUCCACUGAUCAGACUAAUGUUGAUCUCUUUCUUCCAUUUUUUAUGGGUGUUGUGAUUUCCAUGUACAUCACAGUACUUAGCAUCUUCAUUGUCACGUGUCAAAAUUCAUGGCCAACAGUUUUCUUGCUGAUUCCUCUUAUCUGGUUGAAUAUAUGGUAUCGGGGUUAUUUCCUUUCAUCAUCUCGUGAGUUGACUCGCUUGGACUCAAUAACAAAAGCACCUGUUAUUCAUCACUUCUCAGAGAGCAUUUCAGGGGUCAUGACAAUCCGUGCCUUCAAAAAGCAGAGAAAUUUUUGUGAAGAAAAUGUUAAACGAGUGAAUGAAAAUCUGCGCAUGGAUUUCCACAACAAUGGUUCCAAUGAGUGGUUGGGUUUUCGCUUAGAAUUACUUGGAAGCUUGGUCUUUUGUAUUUCUACAAUGUUCCUGAUUAUAUUACCGAGCAACAUCAUAAAGCCAGAAAAUGUCGGUUUAUCGCUCUCUUAUGGAUUGUCCCUGAAUGCUGUGUUAUUCUGGGCCAUAUACAUGAGUUGCUUCAUUGAGAACAGAAUGGUAUCUGUUGAGAGGAUUAAGCAGUUCACAAAAAUUCCAUCAGAGGCAGCAUGGCAUAUUCAAGAUCGCCUUCCUCCUCCGAACUGGCCUGCCCACGGCAAUGUUAAUAUCAAAGAGUUGCAGGUUAGGUAUCGUCCCAACACUCCUUUGGUUCUGAAAGGCAUCACUUUAAGCAUUAGUGGGGGAGACAAGAUUGGCGUUGUUGGUAGAACAGGAAGUGGAAAAUCAACUUUAAUCCAAGUUUUCUUCAGGCUGGUUGAACCUUCAGGAGGUAGAAUAAUCAUUGAUGACAUCGACAUAACUGCCUUAGGCCUUCACGAUCUCAGGUCUCGUUUUGGCAUCAUUCCCCAGGAACCUGUUCUUUUUGAGGGCACUGUCAGAAGCAAUAUUGACCCAACUGGACAAUAUUCAGAUGAAGACAUAUGGAAGAGCUUGGAACGCUGUCAACUAAAAGAUGCUGUAGCUUCCAAGCCUGAGAAACUGGACUCUUUAGUGGUUGAUAAUGGAGAGAAUUGGAGUGUGGGACAGAGGCAAUUAUUGUGUUUGGGGAGGGUUAUGCUGAAGAGAAGUCGUCUCUUGUUCUUGGAUGAAGCAACAGCUUCUGUGGAUUCACAAACUGAUGCUGUGAUUCAAAAGAUAAUCAGAGAGGACUUUGCAGCAUGUACCAUCAUUAGCAUUGCUCACAGAAUACCAACAGUCAUGGACUGUGAUAGAGUUCUGGUCAUCGAUGCAGGGCUAGCAAAAGAAUUUGAUAAACCCUCCAAGUUGCUUCAGAGGCCAUCAUUAUUUGGAGCAUUAGUUCAAGAAUAUGCCAAUCGCUCCUCAGAACUCUAGGUUACUCUCAGCUUGGUUUGGAUGGAAGAAGUGGGAAAAAAAUGAGGGAAAUUUUUAAAAAUAAUAAUUUUUUUAUUAUUUUUAGGUGUUUUCCUUUCUCUAUAUUUCUCUCUCUAUCCAAACGAAAGGUCAAGCUUUUCAUGAAGAGGCUUCUUGAUUGAUCCCCAAAUGUUAGAACGGAUACGAAAUAGCAUUUUAUUUCUUGGUGUUCAAAUUAUAGCUUCAAGAUCCCCAAGUGUUACAACAGAGCUAGAUACGUUUAAUGAAUAAAAUUUACUUUUUGCUUCUACA